UUAUGAAAAAACUUAUUUGAGAUAAUUUCAAAUGAUAUUGCUCUAAUAGCUCUACCCUUUUCCAAAAAAAAUGUAAAUAUCUAUACUUGCUAUUGUAUGGUUGUUUUUUCUAGUUACACAAAUUCAUAAUCAAAGUGAUUUGAAACCGAACGAGAAUAGAACAUUAACCACUAUUAUAUGAUUGGUUAAAAUUAAUUUUUAUUAUAUUCAGAAUAAAAGUGAAGAUCCAAUCACUCCCUUAAUAAUUACAAUUAAUAAUCCGUUAUGUGUUGUGCAUUAGACUAAUAUAUACACACAUACUGCAUAGUUUCACAUUCGCCAAAAAAUUUGCAUUUCUAUUCUCUCUCAAACCCCACGUUAAGAAAAACAAAAACCCUUACUAAAAAACAUGUUGCGUCUUCUGACACUCUCUCUAGCUCUCAUUGCUCUCAUCAACUCAUCAAACAUCCCGAUAACAACAGCAACUCCACCAGGCAUAAACCAAAACGACAAAAAGUUCGUUCAAACCGCAUGCAACUCAACACCAUACCCUACAAUGUGCUACUACUCAUUGUCCUCCUACUCUUCAACCAUCAAAUCCGACCCCAUCAAACUCUGCUUAACAUCGCUCAACGUCAACCUCAAAUCCGCCAAAAGCGCCUCGUCCAUCGUCUCUAGCCUUCUCAAAAAGGUCGCCUCCAGUCCUGAGGCUCCGAAUAUCCUCAAGGGCUGCCUGAAGGAGAUGAAGGAUACCGCCGACGAGCUCAAGAAAGUGUUCCCCGAGAUCAUCAGAGCCGGAAGAAUCUCAAAGGGGGAGAUUAAAAGGAAGUUGGAAACGUGGGCGAGCUCGGCGGCGAUAGAUUUGAUCCCGUGUAUUAAAAAGUUCGAGGAAGCAAGUGAGAAUGUGGAGAUAAAGAAGGUGAAGAAAGCUGUAUCUGCGCUUUCAAUGACUACAAGCAAUACUUUGGCCCUUAUGACCAGAUACCUACGUUUCUGAAUUAACCAUUAUAUAUUCACCUCAUUUCUUUUGCAUGUGUAUGUUUUCUUUUCUUUUUUGUUUGCUUAUUAAGUUGUUACGUUUUCUUUUAUUUAUGUCAUAAUUAAUAAGUCAUAUGAAUUCCAAGUUUCCAGAAGUGUGUACAGUUUUCGAAUUACUUAACCACAAUGUGCAUUCGAAGUUGAAGUACCAUUCUAUACUCUCCGCAGAAUAUUAAUAAAUUCUAUAAUAUGUUUUGGACUUUUCGUACUUCAUCGACGACUUGACGUGUUCACAUGGUAGUCUCAAACUGUAACUCGUAACGACAAUCAAAAAUAAUUACAUGCAAGUAACAGAAUGAUAAAUGGUGGCUGGCUGGAGAGGCAAUGCUGCCACUUAAACGAGAGAUCACUUAAUUUUUGAGUGUUCAUUUUCUGCGGGUUUAGAGAGGCACGAUCAGGGGGCUUGCUGGCACAUGUACUCUGUUCAAUGGCCUAUUUUGUUGCAACAAUUGGUGAUAUGCUUACAAGACAGAUUAUCAACCUUUCUAUUUCGCUAUUGUUUCCAAGCGGUAGUUUAUGCGAUUUGGUAUGAGAGCAACACUCGCAGAGUAGGAGAGGCUCCUCAACCUGCUGCUCGACUCUUCAUCUUUUUGUACAAAUUGGUCCGAAACAAAAUCUCUUCUUUAAGAAAGAAAACUAGAAACAAAUAUGAGAAAGUCACGUAGAUAUGAUUUGGAUGUAGAUAAUAUUUUCAUUUCUUUCUAUAAAAACAUACUAUAGGUUUUACUUUCUACACAAAGUAGCAUUAGGUUAUACAAAGUUUUUUUGAAGUGAAUAAAAUUUAAAUUUCUUUCAAAAAAAAAAGAAAAAGAUAAAUGAUGGACUUUGGGCAACGACUCUUCUGAAUGAAAAACGCGAGAAAGAGGCAUCUUUUUUUGCAAAUAAUAUUAUUUUUUUCCAAAUAAUAUUUUACAGAGGUUUAAGUAUAUAUGGAUCAACAUGUCAGAAGGAUUCCUAUUUCAUAUCCCAUGAUGAGCGGUUCCAGUUGUGCACAUUGCCGUUGACCUUAGGGCUCUUUCACUAGGAGGGUUUCGUAGAUUUUUCCUGAUAUUAACAAACAUUAAUCUAGACUUACGAGCCAAAAAGUUAUCUUAACAUUUAAAUUGAAAGAAAUUAAUAAAACACAUAAAACAGCAAACACACAUGCGGAUCGGGGGCGAUUUGGACGUAGGCGGUCCGAUUUGACCUCUCUUGUUCAAUAGAUCGUAGAAAGAACAAAAAAGAUCACCCAUGGAGGACUGUGACAUUUUGCCCAACUUGGAGCUGUCCGUCUCAAAAUCUCGACAAAACAUGUCCGUUAAACUUUUUUAAUCUUUGUCCACAUAACUUUUAUAAAUGAACUAAAAAAUAUUUCAAAUAUCAAUAGUUGUUCCAAGCUGUUUUUAAAAGUUUGGUUACGGAUCGUUGAUGAUAUUGUUGGGCCAAACCCAAAAGCCAUGCAGGCCUAUCGGAGAUUCUGCUCUACUUCUAUGAGUUCUGUAGCUAACUCAGAUUAAUGCCAUCAAAGAUGACCUGAAAAUGGUUUAAAAGAUAAGAUUGCAACAUCCUCUACAUGGCUUACAUAAAUUAUUGCUUCGAACACCGUAAGCCCGUAAGUACAUGACAUAACAAUGUGGCAACUGGCAAGCGAAACCUGAUAUUGACUCAAAGACAAACCAAACACACAUUUCUUGAAAACACAAAAGAAAACAAACCCAAGAGAAAAACACUCAGUCCCCCAAGACCACAAUAUCUUCAAUGCUUGGAA
Molecule: messenger RNA, 2764 nt
Organism: Brassica napus (rape)
Lineage: Eukaryota; Viridiplantae; Streptophyta; Magnoliopsida; Brassicales; Brassicaceae
Product: pectinesterase inhibitor 4-like
Exons: 1
Coding region: 389-976 (195 amino acids)
Biological process (GO): negative regulation of catalytic activity
Molecular function (GO): enzyme inhibitor activity
Source: RefSeq, a predicted model, not a curated record